AUGCCAAGUGCUGGAAUCCUACCUUCUCUCAAGAUGAGACCUCCGGUUCAAGUUCCUUCACCCUCUGCAGCUGCGCAUUCUCUGUCAUCUCAUAUUUCUCAUCGUGAUGAGGUUCGUACUAUCUUCAUUAUGGGUCUACCUGAAGAUGUCAAAGAGAGAGAGUUGCAGAAUUUUCUGAGAUGGCUUCCAGGUUUUGAAGAUUCACAUUUGAGCUUCAAGAGAGAUAAGCCCAAGGGUUUCGCACUCUUGUCAACUGUUAAAUUUGCAGUUGCUGCCAAGGAUGCCCUUCAGAAAAUAGUUUUUGACGCUAAGUUAAAGUCCUUCUUGCACAUCGAGAUGGCAAGGAAGAAUCUUGUUGUUAAAAGAGUAGUUACAAAUUCUAAUUUUGACAAGUAUGGAGGUUUUCCUGUUCCUCCAGUACUGCCAUUGCCAAUUCCAGCUUCUGUAGCAUCUCCUAGUUUUCAUGUGUCAGUUAAAGAAGUCUGCUGCGAUGAAAAAUCUGCAGUAAAUGGUGUACACGAGGGAUCCAGGGAGUCGAUCACAAAGGGGUGCAGAGUUGACAAGUCUGGAUGCUUCACGUUAUUUGUUGAAAAUUUACCAGAGAAGAUUCAUUGGGAGAGGUUUGGAUCUUUUUUUUUGCUCUCAUGGUCGGGUACUAGAUGCUUUUAUUCCAAAUAA
This is a messenger RNA of Hibiscus syriacus, 678 nucleotides long. Its product is annotated as RNA-binding protein with multiple splicing-like. Bases 1 to 678 code for a protein of 225 amino acids. The transcript has a single exon. Gene Ontology annotation, molecular function: mRNA binding. The record is from RefSeq and is a predicted model, not a curated record. Lineage: Eukaryota; Viridiplantae; Streptophyta; Magnoliopsida; Malvales; Malvaceae.